This is a messenger RNA of Talaromyces stipitatus ATCC 10500, 7860 nucleotides long. Its product is annotated as HEAT repeat protein (DRIM), putative. The record is from RefSeq and is a predicted model, not a curated record. Gene Ontology annotation, cellular component: nucleolus; 90S preribosome; small-subunit processome. The transcript has 2 exons. Bases 1 to 7860 code for a protein of 2619 amino acids. Lineage: Eukaryota; Fungi; Ascomycota; Eurotiomycetes; Eurotiales; Trichocomaceae.
AUGGUGGCACCUUCAUUAAGCUUGCGGGGAAAGCCUGCGAAGUUUCUGAAGAAGGGCACCGAAACAACAAAGUCUCAUCGCUUCGAGACAUUCUCGCAGCGAGUGUCGAAAUUAAAGAUCGACCCGAUUCACCGUGUACGAAGAACCGGUUUUGGCGAGGAGGAUGGCGAGGAUGAUGAAACAUUCUCUCACUUCCGAUCCUCUUUGGAUCACUGGAGCGAGAUGAAUCUGUCGGAAUUCUUUACAGAUUUUGUCCGUCGUGUCAAUCCUCUAUCGGAAAACCUCCCGCAGGUGCUAUACCAUGAAGAGAAGAUUAUGGCUCUAUUGGUUGAGUUCAUCGAUAAGAGAGACAAAUUAUCGAUCGAGCCACUGUUGAGUUUGUUGUCACAGUUCGCCAGGGAUUUAGGUGUGCGGUUUGAGAAACACUUCGCGACUAGUGUCACUCUGGUCGCAUCCGUCGCGGCCACUCAUGCAGAUGUCGAAGUCAUAGAAUGGAGCUUUACGUGCCUCGCUUGGAUAUUCAAAUUUCUCUCUCGCCUUCUUGUGCCGGACCUUCGCCAGCUUUUGGGCAUAAUGACUCCCUACCUCGGAAAAGAACGCCAAAAGCCAUUCGUUGCUCGAUUUGCGGCCGAGUCCAUGUCCUUCUUGAUUCGCAAAGCAGGACUUGUGUACCAUAAGAAUAAAGCACCCUUGAACCGUGCCAUAUCAUUCUUAUUCCAAGAUUUACGCAACUCGACGGAGUCCCGCAGUCUCCAGACCUAUAAGGAGGGCUUGAUGGUUAUGUUCUCAGAGGCCAUCAAGGGGAUUAAAGGGGGCCUCUAUUCAAAUGCCUCGGACAUUCUAAAAUGUCUGAUAGAAAACGCCACCGUCAAUGACGAGGUCCAGUUCUCGUUAGCUGAAGAAGUGGUCUGCGGUGUUCUCACAAGCAUCGUUCACGCCACGACGUCUGAGACAUUUUCAGAGCUCUUGAAAGUUGUGUGCGCGUACGUUGAAGUAGGCAAUUCGGCCAAUAACGUGCCUCAUUUCAAGUUGUCUUCACAUUUGAUAUUUGUCUGUGUAACUACUCGAAAGGCAACACGAGUCAUAAACUGGAAAGAUGUUCAUCAAAGCUUGUUGACUUUGUUACAGAGGGCUCUGAAAGGAUUGGACGCUCAUCGUGAUACUCUCCCUCGAAUUCUUACUUCAGCUGCUUAUGCUUUGCAACUCUCACCUAUGGACGAAAUGAUGCCUUUUAUGCGACCAAUCAUGGAAGUUAUAUCUGACGAACGUUUGGCACCUUACUUCUUGUCUUUUUGCUCAACUUUCUCCCAGUUUGGGUCUGAGAGAUUUCAGAUCGUUGUCCUGCAAUAUUUUCAACGGUUCCUGAAUUCCUUCUGGAAGACUAAAGAGGAAGAUUUAUGCUUAUCACUCAUUCAGCUGGAGGAAGUCGGCUGUGUUACUUCCCAACCUUCACGACCAGGGUUCGUUGCUUGUCCGACUGAGUGGAGAAGUCAGAUCCUCGAAAAGCUAAACAAGCCUGGCCCGUUGGUAGAUGAAGCGGCAAUGCUCAAUGCUUAUACCAAACUUGGUGCGGCAAUUUCACUUUCUAAUGAUGCUACUGUUCUUCCGCAGAUAGUGCAGGCGCUGCAUAAGCUGGUGACAAAAUCAUUAGAUGAAUCGGCUUCUGACGCUCGGCCACUUGAUAUAUUCUCAAGUGGACAAGGGUUUCAGACAUACGUCUUUCUUGCGGAUCAAUGCGAUUCCCUGGAUAGAUCGCUUUGGCAGUCGAUAUCGAAGGCAGGGCCCCGGUUUAUUCGUCAAAUACCUUUUCUAGAGGCCACACUGAACUACAUAACACGCCUACCCGACCUGAUCACCGAGAGCAAAGAGGAUUUGGAUUCUCUUGCCAGCGGCCUCAUUGACAAUCUUACAUCACCCUCUCAGCCUUUGAGAUUGCUUUCAUUGAAAAUACUACAGGAAUUAAUCAAAGCGACAACUGGGGAUGCACAAAACACUAUAGGCAUUACAAUCGAAAUAGAAGAAAGCGAGUUGUCCUUGCAAACCUCUCGAUUCUUAUCAAUGCAGGUCCGCAAGCUUGGCUUACUAUACCCGCAAAUCGUCUCUCAUAGUUGGCUUAGCAAAUUAGUGCCCAAAUUCUGCUUUGGUCUUUUCUCCAAGAAAUUGGGACAACUGUGGACUGAUGCUGCGGAAACCCUGAAAAACAUUAGCCAACAUGCCGCUGGAGAAGCUGUCGUCACCGAGUUGUGUAUGCUCUGGUUGCAGCAUCACGCUGAUGAUACCAAUGAUGAGCCUACAGAGGAGGAGCCUGGGAAGAUUUGGUCUGACUUCAGAUGCGACAAUGCUUUGAAGAUUGAAAGGAUACUCGAAGCUAGAUUCGAAAGAGUUCAAGUCUCCAAGGAAGCUCUCAUAGAAAGCUUCAAUACCAACCAUAAAGCCUCCGACCUGAUCCCCGUGACCGCCAGAGCUCGCUCGUUACAAGUCCUACAUGUUAUUCCCGAAUUGGCUGAAAAGCGUUCCCGACAGAUUGUUCCCCUUUUCCUUAGGUGGGCUUCUACUGAAACGGAUAGCGGGACCGUUGAUUCAAACCCCUCCGAGGCUGUCGGCGUCGAGGAGGCCGCUCCGAAGUGGGCUUAUAAGGAUCGCCUAGCACUACUUGGGUUGUUCGAAAAGUUCAUUAAUCCACGUUCUCUUUUCAAAUCUUCGCAAGUCUACGAUGCACUUCUUAGUCUUACCGCACAUGGAGAUUCUGCGGUGCAAAAGUCUGCACUCAAAGGUCUAUUUACCUGGAAAUCACCUGGUGUACGUCCAUACGAGGAGAACCUAAUUAACAUUUUGGACGAAUCACGAUUUCGCGAAGAGCUCUCAGUUUUCGUUCAUAUUGAUGAUGAAGAUAGCAAGAUUGAAAAGGGUCACAAACCAGAGAUUCUUCCUAUUCUUCUACGGCUGCUCUACGGUCGUAUGAUUUCUAGGGCUGCUUCUAGUUCAGGUUCUGGCGGACAAACCGGAAGGAGGAAGGCCAUUCUUCGUAUCCUUGCCCAAAUGUCUGAGCUAGACUUUGAACUUUUUGUGCAGAUUGCAUUUGGCGUUCUGUAUGACUUGAACCUAUCAAAGGCAGGCUACAUUGAUAAUAAAUCUUUCAACUUGGAGUUAGCAAGCGAGCGGAAGCAGGUUGGUUUUCUCAAGAUGGUCGAAACAAUGCUAGAGACUCUUCAGAGCCGCAUGCAUGCAUAUGCCGUUAAGUCGAUGGAUGCGGUGACCUACUGUCUCGUGCGAGCCUCUCGCCUACUGGCCCUGGAUUCACCGGAUCUGGAAAGUAAAGCCGCAGUACUGCGAGAGGUUCGUAGCGUGGGUAUUCGCUGCGCUAGUAUGAUUUUCUCUAUUGCUCCAGAUAUCGACUGGACACCGUACGUGGGCUUGCUAUUCACCGAAGUCAUCAAUCCCAGGCUAGAGAAUUUCGCCAUCGAAAACGCGCAAGGAGUCUCUGUCUUCCAUCGACUUUUCCAUGAAUGGGUUUCUGCUCCAAAGUCUAUUUUCUACUUGACGCGUUUCAGUAGAGAUGUGAUACCCGCCGUCAUCGACACAUUGACUGUGCCAUCUGCCCGAGAUGAUGUCAAGGUUUAUAUUCUAGAGCAAAUUAUACAGCCUAUUAUCAAUCACUCUACUGGUCGUACGAUUGAGGAAUCUGGAGGAAUGAGCGAUAUUUCCCCCAGGACGAUACGUGAAGAGAUACUCGCACCAUAUGUGGACCGCAUUCUAGCCCAUGUCGGCAAGCUCUUGCAAUCAAACCCUACCCGUCCAGUUCUGGUUUCUGCUGUGGAAACCCUAUCUUUGAUAGCACCAUGUGUGGAGACGUCGGCUGAGAUUGCUAGCCUCGUGCGUAUAUCGACAUAUCUUCUACGACAACCACAGGACAAGAUUUCGCCCAAGACUAAGUCGGGAUUACUGUAUUCUUUAAAGCAUUUCAUACCUUUGGCGUCGGUAGAAGAGGACCCUUCGUUCGCUGAAGAAGUAUUCUUCACGGUGUCAUCUCUGUUUGACUAUUUCAAAGAUGAACAGAACCGAAACGUUUUGUCUGCUGUUCUGCAUGAAUUUGCUAAACAUGACGCUGACCUGAAGGAAGUUAGCAUUCUCUGUGCUGACCUCAAUGCUGUUGACACAUCCAAGCUUGACAGCAUUGACUAUGAUCGUCGACUUGCUGCUUUCAGAAAGAUUAACGAAGAUUUAUGGGAAAGUCUAAGCCCUAAACAAUGGCGUCCUCUUCUGUUCAAUAUGCUUUAUCAUGUCAAGGAUGAACACGAGCUUUCCAUAAGAUCAAGCGCUUCACAUGGGAUUAAACGAUUCAUUGAGAGGGCUGCAGACGGCGAGGCAAACCAAUCGAGCUUUGCUGCUCUCAGAGAUAGUGUGCUUCUACCUGCUCUCCAGAAUGGUGUACGUCAACGCUCCGAACAAGUGCGGUCAGAAUUUGUGACAGCUUUGGGCCACUUAGUCAAGCUCAAUCCCACUCUAGCAAGUGUUCAAGACCUGCAUGUGCUGUUGGUUGCGGGAGACGAGGAAGCUUCAUUUUUCAACAACAUUCUCCACAUCCAGCAGCAUCGACGUAUGCGUGCUUUGCGCAGACUUGCAACUGAGGCCGCGAGCGGGAAGAUCGACUCUUCCAAUAUAAGCUCGGUCUUCUUCCCUCUGGUGGAACACUUUGUAUUCCAUAUAGCAGAGGACGAGACCGCUCAUAACUUAGCGGCUGAGGCUGUUGCAACGCUAGGUGGAUUAGCUGAGUGGCUGGAGUGGAAUCAAUUCCGAGCCAUAUUCCGUAGGUAUCGAGCAAAUAUGACAAGCAAACCAGAGGUCGAAAAGAACAUGAUUAGGUUGCUUGGCCGUAUGACUGAUGCUUUGUCAGCUGCCUUCAUUCAGCGAUAUCCCAAAUCAAGCUUUGAGGGUGCAAUGGAGAUCGACGAUUCUAUGUCAGAUCAACCUAGUAAAUGCCGCCUAGCCUUGACACUACCUGCACCAGCAAAAAUUGCGACGGAGCUGACUACUCACUUCCUACCCUUCUUAACGGAGUUUGUCCAUCAUAAGGACGAAGCGCAGAUGAGUCUUCGUCUCCCUGUUGCUGUUACCAGCAUCAAGUUGCUCAAACUCUUACCGGAAGAAGAUAUGGCUAUUCGGCUGCCGGCAGUUUUGUUGGACGUUUGCUACGUUCUGCGAAGUAAGGCACAAGACUCGCGAGACAAUGCCAGGAAAACUCUCGCGGAUAUUGCCAUUAUUCUCGGCCCAUCGUACUUUGGCUAUAUUUUGAAAGAGCUCAGAACUGCUCUAGCUAGGGGUUAUCAGCUUCACGUUCUCUCUUUCACUGUGCAUUCAAUACUUGUUUCCACUACCGACGAGUUCGAGCAGGGCUCCUUGGAUCAUUGUCUUGAGCAAGCUGUCGCAAUCGUGAUGGAUGAUAUCUUUGGAGUCGUUGGCCAGGAGAAAGAUGCCGAGGACUAUGUCAGUCAGAUGAAAGAAGUCAAGAGCAGCAAGAGUUAUGACUCCAUGGAGUUGCUUGCUAAGAACAGCUCUGUUACGCGGCUGGGAGCACUUAUAGCUCCAUUGCAGAUGCUCCUACGUGAGAAACUUACGGCUGUUUUGGUGAGAAAAAUUGAUGAGCUCUUCAGAAGAAUUGGGCUUGGUCUGUUACGAAAUCCUGGUGCUGAGAGCCGAGACAUCCUUGUCUUCUGCUACGAAGUCAUCAAGGAAUCGUAUAAGGAUGCAAAUGAUGCACAGGCGCCCUCAUCUACAGAGUCAGCUAGGAACCGCCGAUUCCUCAUCAACAUGCAAGGUAUGAAAAGAGGCGAGAAACGCGGAACCACUUCGUCAUAUCUCUACAAGUUGUCGAGGUUCUCGUUGGACGUUCUCCGAUCUGUGCUAAAUAAGUACAAUUUUCUCCUUACCGCCAACAAUGUUGCCGGCUUCUUGCCCAUCAUUGGAGAUGCAGUCAUCCAGUCCUAUGAGGAGGUGAAGAUCUCCGCCAUGCGUCUCCUCUCGACCAUCAUCAAAUUACCUCUUCCUGAGCUCGACCGGAAUGCGUCAACCUAUCUUGCUGAAGCUGUCAAGGUCAUCAAGGAAGCUCCAAGCACCAACACCGAAGCAGCACAAGCUGCUCUGAAAUUCAUCGCUUCAGUGUUACGAGAACGGAAAACAGUGGAGUUAAGGGAUAACCAUCUCUCAUAUUUAUUGAAACGUCUUACGAAUGACAUUGAAGAACCUGAUCGCCAGGGCUUAACCUUCAACUUUAUUCGUGCUGUGAUGGAUAGGAAGUUUCUUGUUCCAGAAUUAUACGAGCUAGUGGAUAAUAUUGCGAGGAUGAUGGUUACUAACCAGACCAAAGCUGCUCGAGAUCUAGCUCGGGGUGUAUACGUUCACUUCCUAUUAGAGUAUCCACAAGCCAAGUCUCGUUGGUCGAAACAGCUGGCUUUCCUUGCGAAAAAUUUUGAUUAUCAGCACCGUGAAGGUCGAGAAUCCGUCAUGGAAGCAGUUCAUCGAUUACUCAACAAGACUGGUGGAGAUCUAGGUCAAGAAAUCAUUAGCACUUUCUUCUUACCGGUCGUGCUCGUUAUGGCCAACGACGAGACUGUGGAAUGUCGCCAAAUAGCCGGGCUGCUUCUUAGUGAAUUCUUCGGAAGAGCUGAUCGGGAACGUUUACAAAUCAUGUUGAAACCGUUGCACUCUUGGAUUGAGCAAGCAGAGAACAAACAACUCGCGAAUACUGGUCUGCAAGCUAUGAGGAUCUUCUUCGAAACGGAAGAUACCGAAAAGGAAAAGGAGGGCCGCUUCGUCGUGGAGACAUUACCCGAGCUCAUCAAUCUGAUUAUCGAAGACCCGGAAAGUGAGGAUUGGGAGACAGUUUAUUUCUCAUGGCAGUUAUUCCUCAAGGUAUGCAAGGCCGUACCGUCAGUUGCCUUCAGUGAAAAGUGCCAAGGUUUAUGGUCCAACGUCCAAGAAUCUCUAUUCUAUCCGCAUGCUUGGGUCAAAACUUGUGCAGCAAACUUGAUUGGAUUAUGGCUUGCAGAUCUAGCGAAAACGAAUGCGACUGAAGGAUAUGCUCAUGUCCCGUUGGCCGGUAAAUAUGGUCUUCAGCUUGACAAAGACGGAAUGAUCAAAAUCACCCGCGGCAGUAUCCGUUCCGUACUAAUUCCAGGUGUCACUGAGGAGCUUGCCAUGCAGAGUGUCCGUAAUAUUGUCUUCUUGAGUCGAUGCUUUGCUGUUAAUGCAGUUGAGUUUUCUUCGAAAGAAGCUGAAGAAGCCAAAGAGGAUGGGGCAGAUGAUGAUGAAAGCGUUGCAGAAGGAGAAAGGUUCGACAAUACGGAAGUCGCUUCGCCAAAGAGCCUAUUACAUUACAUCUUCCAGCAGAUAUCCAGCAUUCUACGUCGAGAAACGGUAUCAUCGAAAGCCAAUGCACUUGUACCCAAGUCAGCAAUCAUGGCUCUUUUGGCGGCAGUUUGUCGGCAUCUGGACGCCGACAAGCUUAUAUGCUUUUUGCCAAUCAUCCUUCUGCCUUUGCAGCACUUGAUUGAUCCAAAUAUCCCUGCGCCUCGAUCCUCGGACCCUGACUUCCAAACAAGCUGGAAAUCUUUGGUUACGAAUGCUCAGGAAAUUCUGGAUUUGUUGCAGAAGAAAUUGGGCACAACCGAGUAUGUUGACCAAAUGGCUCGCAUUCAGGAAAAUAUCAGAGCACGCCGUGAGGAACGAAGAGUCAAGCGUCGUAUUGAUGCAGUUGCGGAUCCAGAGAGGUUUGGCCGCGAAAAGAGACGUAAGAAUGAUAGGAAGCAUGUCAAGAGGAAGGAAAGGGGACACGAAUUCAGGGAGCGGAGACGAGGCUUCUAG